UUCCUAAACGCAUCACUCUCUGAACUUUCAGACGGCUCAAACACUUAAACGCAGCAUGUACGAGCCAGUCGGCUAGCUUAACAUUCUGCUAGCAACAACAGUCGUCCAAACAUUCGUGUCUGCAGCGACAAACGACCCGCUUAACUGAUGACUCCUGCCGUAACAUAGAGUAAGAGGACCUGGGUUAUCCUUCACCAGCACAAAUGGACGUCGGUGAGUGCGUGUUGUCGGCGGGCAGAGCCGUGUUGGACAUGGUGGAGCGAGAGUGGCAGCCCCUGUCUCCGGGCGAGCUGGAGCAGCGGCUGGACCAGGCGGUGGAAGAGAUACUGGAGGCUGACCUCAUAGCAGAACUCAAAGCUCAGCCUGCCCCGACUUUAUACGUACAGUUGCUGCAGAGUCAACCUAAUGCGGGGCCCCAGGUCUUGCACACGGCCGCGACGGCAUGCAGUCCCCCGGAGGAAGAGACAGCAGAGCCCCGGGAGCGGCUGGAUACUGUGGACAGUGCAGCAGUGAAGUACAUCACAGACCUGCUCCAGAGCUCCAAAUCCCGGGCUCGAAUGGCCGGACGGGCUCGCUUAUCCCUGUCCCACACCAUCCUGCUGUCCCUCACCCUGCUCUCUGAGCGCGUCAGCUACCGCUCUGUGUCCCGCCGCUUCCACCUGGAGAAAGGAAACAUCCACAGGAUCUUCUUUUCUUUCUGUGAGCGCGUCAACAUGCUGGAGGAGAGGCAAAUCAGAUGGCCAGUCGGCGAACAGGCGGUAGAGGCCCUUUUCCCGCUCUCCAGGCCUGAGAAUGGGCAGGAGGAUGAGGAGCAAAGUGUUCCUCAGGUCCUGGGAGUGUUGGGGCACACCCAGAUCCCUAUCCGGCUGCCUCUGGGGAAACAUGAUGUGGAGAGCACAGUGCCUGAGGUGAAGAGGAUGAAGAAGGAGGCUCAUCCUGACUCCUGGUUAAACGUUGAGCUUUUAUGCAACCGUGGAGGCAGGUUCCUCCACUGCAGAAUCAGUAAGGGAUCAGACUUGGACAGAGGCAGUGCUCUCAGAGACAAACUUAAAAGGCAUCCUGAACUGAUGCCUCCUGGCUCCUGCCUCGUAGCCAGAGCUGGCUACCCGCUCACUGCUCAGAUUUUAACUCCCUACCCAAGUCAUGGGCCAAGAGAGGAGCUCUUCAACAAGACGCUGGAGGAGCAUUUUCACAUCCUGGAUCAGGCCGUUGCCAACCUGAGAGCCAGAUUUCAAAGGCUCAGGUAUCUGGAUAUUGGGAACUUUGACCGAGCCAGAGCUGUUGUGCUGACCACCUGCGUGUUGCACAAUGUGUUUCUGGACAUGGGACAAGUGGUUCAAGGAGAAGUCGAGAAAGAGGAAACCAUAGCCGGAGAGGAAGGGGGGGAGGUGGAUGACGAGGGUGUACGCAGACGUGAUACCAUCUCAGACUGGUUGUUUAAAAACUUUGAGUCUGGAAGCACAUGAUGUGAUGGUGUCUGUUAGAGAACUUGUGUCCACGGUCCUGUAAGAUAAAGUUUUAUUUUAACA
Messenger RNA from Xiphias gladius (swordfish), 1529 nucleotides. RefSeq lists its product as uncharacterized. NCBI's taxonomy places the organism in Eukaryota, Metazoa, Chordata, Actinopteri, Istiophoriformes, Xiphiidae. The coding region runs from base 204 to 1466 and encodes 420 amino acids. The transcript has 3 exons. The record is from RefSeq and is a predicted model, not a curated record.